Messenger RNA from Adineta ricciae, 1491 nucleotides. The record is from the annotation of a GenBank genome assembly. NCBI's taxonomy places the organism in Eukaryota, Metazoa, Rotifera, Eurotatoria, Adinetida, Adinetidae.
AUGCGUCUUGCAAAAGAAUAUUUCAAUGUUCAACCUGUUUAUUCUCAUACAAUAUCAACUAAACGAGAUCAAAUUGAAUGGCGUCUUCGACAAGGUUUUAUUGAAACUGAACGAUUUCAGUCGUUGCCACUUGGAACACACUCCAUAUCAAAAGUAGAACUAGAAGGACUAAAGAAAACGAUGCAUAAAUGUCCAAAAUGUUGUUGGGUUGCAUGUGGCAAUGUUCAAUGGAGAUGUGACUGUGGUCACCAAUGGCAUACAUUUGAUACUCAUGGUCAAUGUCCAAACUGCAAGAAAAACUGGGCAGAUACUCAAUGUCCAUCAUGUCAUCAAUGGUCUCCACACAAUGACUGAAUACGCCGCAAAACAUUUCUAUGGCUACAGCACAAUGCUAAAGUUAUGGCACAAAAUUUGAAAAAUGAUGUUAAAGCUGGUCGUGUACCAAUGCGUGGUGUUAAUUUGGGUGGAUGGCUGGUUGCUGAACAUUGGAUGACAUCAGCUUCGCCUGCUUGGAAUGAAGUUCCUGAACAUAUUGCUAAGCUUGGUGAAUUUAAAACAAUGCAACAUCUCGGUCAUGCUAAAGGUGAUUCUCAAUUCAAUCAACAUCGUGAUACAUAUAUCACUGAAGAAGAUUUUCGUGACAUAGCUAAAGCUAAAAUGAAUACAGUUCGUAUUCCUGUUGGUUAUUGGAUUACAGGCUUCGAUAAUCAACCUGGUGGUGAUCCAGAUGGAUGGAAAGUGUAUGCACCAGGUGCUAUAAACUAUUUAGAUCGAGCUAUUCGUGAAUGGGCACCUCGAAAUGAUAUACUCGUAUUGAUUUCAUUUCAUGCAGCAAAAGGUAGUCAAAAUGGUAAUGAUCACAGUUCACCAGCCGAUCCAGGCAAUUCUCAUUGGUCUCAUUAUCCAGAAAAUGUUCAAAAUACAGUAGAUGCUGUCGAAUGGUUAGCAAAAAGAUACAAUAAUGAUGCAGCAUUUUUAGGUAUUGGACUGCUCAAUGAACCAGAGAAAACAACGAAUGAAGAAGUUUUAAAAAAAUAUUAUCAUGAAGCUUAUGCCCGUAUUCGUGCAUUUUCAGAUUGUUUAUUGACAGUAUCACCUUUACUUUAUCAACAAAAGCCACAUGAUAGUGAUUGGGCACGUUUUAUGCAAGCACCUCAAUUUCAGGGUAUUCGACAUGAAUGGCAUCGUUAUCAAGUUUGGGGAUAUGAAGGUUGGGAUAAAAAUCGAUUGAUCAAUUAUGCUGAAAAUGACUUGAGAAAUGAAAUAGGAGCAUGGACAGGUAAUUGGUUAUUUUUUGGUGAAUGGUCUGUUGCAUCAUCAGCUUCUUUUAAUAAUGAUGAUUUACGUCGAUAUGCUCGUGCUCAAAUUGAUGCAUAUGCUCAAUCAUCCGGUGGUUGGACAUAUUGGACAUGGAAAUUCUAUAAUGAUAACCUUUCAAACAAUGGUUGGAGUAUGAAAGCAAUGCUUCAUCAUGGUAUCAUUCAACUUUAA